This is a messenger RNA of Oryza brachyantha (malo sina), 1315 nucleotides long. RefSeq names its product GDSL esterase/lipase At5g33370-like. The record is from RefSeq and is a predicted model, not a curated record. The transcript is spliced from 2 exons. Gene Ontology annotation, molecular function: hydrolase activity, acting on ester bonds. Bases 75 to 1178 code for a protein of 367 amino acids. NCBI's taxonomy places the organism in Eukaryota, Viridiplantae, Streptophyta, Magnoliopsida, Poales, Poaceae.
CAAUUAUAUACCGGCAGCAAGAGAAUUGUAGAGGUUGGCAACUUUUGGCAGCGUACAGUUGAUUCGAUAUAUCGAUGGGUGGCAUUGCCGCUGUGGUGGUGGCGGUAGUAGUCGCAGCCACGGUGUUGGUGUGCGAGGCGAAGCAACAGGCGGCGCGGGCCUUGUUCGUGUUCGGCGACUCGCUGGUGGACAGCGGCAACAACAACUACCUGCUGACGACGGCGCGGGCCGACUCGCCGCCCUACGGCCUCGACUACCCGACCCACCGCGCCACCGGCCGCUUCUCCAAUGGCCUCAACGUCCCCGACAUCAUCAGCGAGUACCUCGGCGCUGACUCCGUGCUGCCUUACCUCAGCCCGCAUCUGGACGGCGCCAAGCUGCUGCACGGCGCCAACUUCGCCUCCGCCGGCGUCGGGAUCCUCAACGACACCGGCAUCCAGUUUGCCAACAUCAUCCGCAUUGAGAAGCAGCUUCGCUACUUCCAGCAGUACCAGGACCGGGUGCGGUGGCUGAUCGGUGGCGCGGCGGCGCGGCGGCUGGUGGAGGGCGCGCUGGUGCUCAUCACGCUCGGCGGCAACGACUUCGUCAACAACUACUACCUGGUGCCCUUCUCCGCCAGGUCCCGCGAGUUCGCGCUGCCCGACUACGUGCGCUACAUCAUCGCCGAGUACAGCAAGGUCCUCAGGCAGCUCUACGACAUGGGCGCCCGUCGCGUGCUGGUCACCGGCUCCGGCCCGCUGGGGUGCGCUCCGGCGGAGCUCGCCACGCGCAGCGCCACCGGCGAGUGCGACGCCGAGCUGCAGCGCGCGGCGGCGCUCUACAACCCGCAGCUGGUGCGGAUGACGCGGGAGCUGAACGAGCAGCUGGGCGCCGACGUGUUCGUGGCCGUGAACGCCUACAGGAUGCACAUGGACUUCAUCUCCGACCCGGCGGCGUACGGCUUCGCGACGUCAAAGGUGGCGUGCUGCGGGCAGGGCCCCUACAACGGUGUCGGCCUGUGCACCGCCAUGUCCAGCAUCUGUCCAGACCGCAGCCUCUACGUCUUCUGGGACAACUUCCACCCCACCGAGAGGGCCAACCGCAUCAUCGUCAGCCAGUUCAUGUCUGGUUCACCCGACUACAUGCACCCCUUCAACCUCUCCACCAUCCUCGCCAUGGACGCCGCCGCCGCGCCAUGAACCUCCGAGAUAUAUGCCAUCUACAUACCAUACCACCACCACCACUUCUACCUUAUUAGUACAAAGAUAUAUAAUCCCCCGAGCAAUGUACUCUACUCGCUAUAUAUAAUAUAUGCAUGCAAAGAGGGACUAGCUAA